AAUGCAUGACGUGGUCUUUUAUACUGAGGGAUUGAUUGGUACUCGUUGAGAUGAAUCUGUCUUUUACUAAGUGCUCAGUUAUACACACACACACACACAAACACACAAACACAACAGGAGGCGGGGGGCGUACGUGUUCUGUAAGCACAAAUUUGAGCUCUGUAGCACUGAAAUGAAACCAUUAUCACUGAAGGCUGGUUACAAUAUUGAAUGGGAAAGCUAAGUAAGUCUAUUGCUUAUCAUCAAUAACAUGGCAUUAUAAUUACCAAAUCAUUAUGGCAGAGCUUUAUAGCACAGUGUUUCAAUAUAGGCAUAAACUUAUUACAUAUGGGUCUCUUGUUGAAUUGGGUACAUUAGUGAAUUUGGUCUCUUGGUGAAUCAGGUUUCUUGGGGAAUCGAUUUUUUUAUUUUUUUUUUGCUGAAUCUGGUCUUUUGGGGAGUUGGAUUUCUGGGUGAAUCAGGUCUCUUAGUGAAUCGUGUCCGUUGGUGAAUCAGGUCUCUGAGUGAAUCGGGUGCAUUGGCGUACCAGGUCUCUAAUGAAUCGGGUGCAUUGGCGUAAUAGGUCUCUUAGUGAAUAGGGUGCAUUGGCGUAUCAGGACCCUUAGUGAACUCUUAGUGAACCAAAUGCAUUGGUGAGUUUGUCUCUUGGUGAAUCGGGUCUCUAAGUGAAUCAGAUGCAUUAGUGAGUCGGGUCUCUUAGUGAAUCAGAUGUAUUGGUGAGUCGGGUCUCUUAGUGAAUCAGAUGUAUUGGUGAGUCGGGUCUCUUAGUGAAUCAGAUGCACAGGUGAGUUGGUCUGUUAGUGAAUCAGGUCUCUGAGUGAAUCGGGUCUCUUAGUGAAUCAGAUGCAUUGGUGAAUCAGGUCUCUUAGUGAAUGAAACGCGUUUGUGAGUCGGGUCUCAGUGAAUCAGAUGCACAGGUGAGUUGGUCUCUUAGUGAAUCAGAUGCACAGGUGAGUUGGUCUCUUUAGUGAAUCGGGUUUCUUAGUGAAUCAGACAAAUUGGUGAAUCAGGUCUCUUGGUGAAUCAGAUGCAUUGGUGAAUCGUGUCUCUUGCUGAACUGACUGUAUUGCAUUUCUUUUAUUUUUCUAGGUUAAGAAAAAAGGAUGUUCUGUCUGUCUGUCUAGCUACUCUAGCUAGAUAGUAUUAAGACAGCAUGAGAGAGAGAGUGUUAGAGAAGAUUUGAAGGACGAAGCUGUUGCUUUGGAAGUAGAGUGCGUAGGUGGGCAAACGAGAGAGUAAUAGAGAGAGAGAGAGAGACUCCAGUAUUUCAUCGCGACUGCGAUCACAAUUUUCUAUGUCUUGUAUUUCAUUUGAGAGCAACUGGAGAGUUAGAGAGAGAGUUUUAGAGAGAAAGAGAGAGAGCGAGUGCUCCAGUCUGGUGAAUCUGUGAGUCUCUGUAUUCAGUCUUCAGCAUCAGUGCACAGUGAGGGUGUGUGAGUGUGUUUCCCAUCUGCUCUGGGCUCAGCACGCGGUGUGUGUAUGUGUGUGUGAGUGAGUGUGUGUGUGUGUGUAAGGAUCAGUCAUGUCAGUGUUAAAGCGGAAUCGACAGAGCAAACGUUCGUCUGAGUCCAUCUACGACAUGCUGCACCUGAGCACGGAGCAGGUCGCUGCUUUUUGCCGAAGUCUUCAUGAGAUGAGCCCUUCGUCGGAAGCAGCUUCGGCUUCGUCCUCUUCCUCACUUCCUCGUCAGCUCUCAGAUGCGGACAAACUGCGCAAGGUCAUCUGUGAGCUCGUGGAGACCGAGCGCACCUACGUUAAGGAUUUGAAUUGUCUUAUUGGGAGAUAUUUGACUCCUCUGCAGAAGGAAAGCUUCCUCACCCAGGAUGAGCUGGACGUGUUGUUCGGGAACCUUCCGGAGAUGCUGGAGUUUCAGGUGGAGUUUUUGCGCACGCUGGAGGACGGAACGCGACUCGUCCCUGACCUGGAGAAACUGGAGCAAGUCGAUCAAUUCAAGAAAAUACUCUUCUCUCUCGGCGGUUCGUUCCUUUAUUACGCCGAUCGCUUUAAGAUCUACAGCGCAUUCUGUGCGAGUCACACUAAAGUCCCCAAAGUCCUGGUGAAAGCAAAGACGGACCCGGACUUUAAGGCGUUCCUGGACGAGAGGAACCCGAAGCAGCAGCACUCGUCCACACUCGAGUCAUAUCUGAUUAAACCCAUCCAGAGAGUGCUGAAGUACCCACUGCUGCUGCGUGAGCUUUACACACUCACCGACCCCGAGAGCGAGGAGCACUACCACUUGGAUGUGGCAGUGAAGGCCAUGAAUAAAGUAGCCAGCCACAUUAACGAGAUGCAGAAGCUCCAUGAGGAAUUUGGUGCAGUGUUCGACCAGCUCAUCUCAGAACAGUCCGGCAGUAAGAAAGAGGUAGCUGAUCUUUCGAUGGGAGACCUGCUGCUACACACCACUCUGAUUUGGCUCAAUCCUUCCUCAUCUCUCGGAAAAUGGAAGAAGGAGCCACAACUCGCCACCUUCGUGUUUAAAACAGCCGUCGUUUUUGUCUGCAAAGACGGCUCCAAACAAAAGAAGAAAAUGGGUGGGUCACAACGGGCAUCGGUAUCAGGUGAAGACAGAGACCCGUUCCGUUUCCGUCACAUGAUCUCCACUGACGCCCUUCAAGUUCGAACCCUGACUGGUGCAGAUGGUGAUAGCGCUGCGGUGUGUGAGAUCAUCCAUGUGAAAUCGGAGUCGGAAGGAAGGCCUGAGAGAGUGUUUCACCUGUGCUGCAGUUCUCCCGAAAGCAAGAAGGACUUCCUGAAGACAGUGCAUUCCAUUUUAAGAGACAAACAGAGACGGCAGCUGAUGAAGACAGAAAGUCUUCCUCCUAGCCAGCAGUAUGUGCCGUUUGGAGGGAAACGUCUGUGCGCUCUGAAAGGAGCUAGACCCACGAUGAACCGAGCAGCCUCUGCUCCAACACGUACUUUGGGUCGGCGCAAGCUAGUGCGAAACCGCUUCACCAUCGACACGGACAUCGUGUUUGACACCGACGCCGACUCGCCAGACUCCCAGGCUUCCCUGCAGCCAGGCGACACAGACCGCUGGGUGGAGGAGCAGUUCGACCUGCAGCGCUACGAGGAGCAAGAGCAAGCAAAAGAGACGGAUUUACUGAGUGAUGAGGACGGUGACGACGAAGACCUCAGCCAGGACCUAGACGGACCCGUGUCGGCCAUGUCACUGGAGGACGAAGAAGAGGAACCUAAAACUGAAGGCAAAGACUGCAAAUCCCAGCAUGCUUUGAGGCUGUCCCAUCUUGGGAAGCAGUGCGCCAUGUCGGUGGCCAGCGUAGACGAGCAGUCGGUUAUUGCCGAUGAGAACGUGUGGGUGCGACGGGAGAUGAGCAGUACUGACAGUGAUACACAGAACGAGUCACAGAGCUGAAGACUAGCUCACGUUUCAUUAUUUCAUGAGAACAGAGUUUAGUUCGAACACCAUACAGUAAUAUAGAGCUCGCGUAGGGAUGGCUGAGCGGAAUUCGGACAGAAACAAAAAAGAGUCAGAAACGUAACGACCAGACUUUAGAUACUUCAAAGGAAAUACAAAACCACUAAAUACAUCGGGCAAGUGCUAAUCCCUAUUGAGCAGCACAGUCUUACUAUUGUGCUGCAAGUGCACACUUACAUUACUCUUUCUAGAAGAAACCCAUCGAGCGCAGAGAUUCUCUCCAGCACCACAAAUAUACAGCAGGUGAUAGAUCUAAUACCUAAACGCUCUCUUAACUAGCACUUUGGACAUAAGAUUACUUCAGCCGUGUCAAGACACUUUCAGUUAUUUCAGGCGUCGUCUUCAAAUUUACACCACCCAAACAGUAGGUGAGAUGGAACGUGAAUAUCUAACCAGUAUCGGCUUGAUGUGUGAAAUGUACAAUAACAAAACGUACAACCAUAAAAACACUGAGACGACAUCGUGUGACAUUGGCCAAUUAAUACCAUGUUUUUGUUUGAAAAACAUUCCCAAUGGAUUGACUACUGAUUUGACUGUAGGUGUGAAUGUAUGCGCAUGGUGGCCUGAGGGUGUAUUUCCACCACACACCCAGGCUUCCUGGGUGAAGCUCCCCAACCUUGAUCAUGAUAUGGAAGAUAAUAAUAAUACUAUUGCAUUCCGUUUAUAUAGCACCUUUCCAACGCGCAAGGUUACUUCAUAAUGGCGAUUCUCAAUCUAUUCCAGAUUGAUUCCUAUGUAACCAUGUUUCUACGACUUAAGGGAGGACUUCCAGAGCGUGUUUUUAUUUGGGACUUUCAGAGUAUAACCAGUUGCUUGCUUCCUUACCAAGUACCAAUAGCGAAAUUGUCCCCUUGUGACCAUGUCCUCAUGUGUUCAGGCUAUAAAAUAGCCCCUGCUAUAUCACGUGCAUGCUCUGGCCGUUCUCGUCAAUCCAGGUGACCCAGGUUGCCAUGUGGUCCAGAACAAAAUGAAGUAGAACCUAAUCUAACCUCGGUUCUACAACAGACCAGAAAAUCGUUAAAAGGCGAUGUAAGGAUCACAGAGCUACAGUAUACUCAGCAUCUUAAAUCCUCCACAAGACGAGAAGGGAAAGAGGAUGAGCUUGACGUAAUGGGGACCUUUUUAUAGGCUGCAUAGUCAUGCUCUUUGUACCGGACAAACGGGAAUACUCGACUAGCUCCUCUGGUAGUCCUUUCAGUCUUAAAACUUUGGUGACACACGUAACCUUCCAUUCUUCUUCCUUUCAUUACAGACCACCAGGCCGGUUGCUUUUGAAAUUGAUCUCACGGUCAAAGGUGAUGACUUUGCUAUUAGUUCUCAUUAUGUACAUGAGUAUAUUCCCCUAGUACUGAAGGAAACUGCCUGGAAGUCCAGAACUAAAGGCAGCAGAACUGGAUUCUUUUGCAAUUUUUUUGUAUUUUUGUUUUACCAAAAUCAUUUUAAACAAGGUGGCUUGUAUUUGGUGGUACCGUUUUAGAGCGCUAUUAGGGUGGGCAAGUACACUGAUCACUGAUGUGUGAUUACCUGGAGGAAGGGGAUGAUGGAAAAACAAAACAGUGUUGUUGUGAUGUCUUCCUUAUUAGCGAGCAAGUUACCAGAGCAUGUUAGCAGAAUCAGAGAGAAUCGUUUAUGAUCGGCUACGCUACUUUGGAGCGCUGGAUUUGUACCGGAACUUCUGAAUCGUCAGUAAUAUGGUAGCAUUGUGACGUGAAGGUCCAAAAGUUCAUUAUAUCAUCAUUCUUACUUGGGGGAAACUUUGACCUCAGAGGUAGUGUUUUUUUUUGGUUUUUUUUGCACAUGCUACAAUUUCAGCAAAGCCUGGAAAAUCUGAAACAGUUCAGUGAUCAGUGAUGGACAGGAGUGCUACAGUCACACAAUCGUAUGUCACAGGAUGCCGGGAUAACACACUCAUGCACCCGUGCUUUUUCCACUACGGUCUCUAAAAGACUCUCGUGUGUGGGUGCUGUGUUCCGUCAUACACUCAGUAUAUUUAUUUAGUUACUACACAAGUCCCCAGUCUCUCCAUGUUCAUUUUUUUAAUUCUAUAUGUUCAAUUUGUCUCAAGCACUUAUGCUUUUUAUUUAUUGCGUCAAUCUAAAGUAUAGUCAUUAUUAGCCUUCUAAAUAUUAUACUAAUUCUAAUAACGUGUACAGACUUGUUUUAGUAAGAGCAGCGCUUUCUUUUUUUCUUUCUCUUUCUUUCUUUUUUCUUUCUUUUUUUUUUUAAAAGUUGUACAUAUUUGCAUUCUUUUCCAAGUGUUUUAAAAUUUAAUUAUUUUUUUCAUUUUGAAGAAAAUUAUCAGGAUUGAACCAUUUUGUACAUAUGUACAUAUACUUUAUAUACAUAAGUACACGUAUACACGUAAGGUAAAGGUGUAGGGGAUAACCAUCCAAGGAAAUGCAUCAUGUUAUCUACUUCCAACGGCACAUUUUCAAAGAAAACAACAUAUAAAGUCGGUUUUAAGGUAUAUUUCUGCUAGCUAGAAACGCUCCAAAAUACAACAUUGAUGCUAAUUUAGGCAGUCUGAGCAACAUAACCUGAACGGCACGAGUUUUAUUUUCGCCUGUAGGUGUGUUCUAGCAGGCCGCGCCCCUUGUUUAGUUGAAAUUUAAAUCGACACAAACAGCCACAGAGCUACGGGUGUAAAAAAUAUCACUAGAAUACCGAACGUCACUGGUUUAUCUACAGCGAUAACACGUGUUCCUAACAAUUUCAUGCUCAGCACUGACAUGUCUGUGGUCGAUUUAUGAACCCAGUGCGAGGAAGCGAGGAAAUAAAUUCUCAACGCUGUGAUAAUGUACAGUACAACAAUCAUUAGGUGUAGCAGUCUGGUAAAACCCUACACAUGGUGAACUCUUGCCAUGUCCUCCUAUAUAGAAGUAAAGCUCUAGGUGAACAAGGAGAACAUUACGUGUAAACAUUUUAUUCAGGCUACAGCGCAGGAGCAUCGUAGACAUUUUGACGGUCGGUAUCGAAUCGAUUAGGAUUAUGUGCAUUUUUCUAGGACACGUAGAUAUCGAGCCACUUGAUCAAAGCGUGACAUUCACGGUGCAAACGUGAGAGUCACGCUAAACUAGUGAGGCUUUUAGACGUCUUUAGGCAGACGGACUGUUAUAAGACAACGCAAGGUUGGAAGGUAAAUAAAAGCGGUAUUAUUGUUUUCAUAAAUUUGAGGUGUUAUAGGUAGAAAAAAAAAAACAAGUUUUCAUGGUUUAUAAAAAUACCAUUUUUUAAAAAAAUGCUUAAGCUCCAGUGAAAUCUUGAAGGUUUUCCAGACUGUUAAGCGUAUUAAAGCAGACUGUUUUUGAGCCAAAACGUUAAAAAAACAAAAAAACAACAACAAUCAGCUAGCCUCAAUUGUUAGCUAAACGUCUAAGUUGUAAGACCUUCAGGUUAAAAUGUUUGGGGUUUUUUUUUUGUUUUUUUUUAAGCAUGUAAAACGCUGACACGUGAAGCACGGUGGUCCUCCAGGGCUCAAGUCGAGUCGGAUAUUGAGUUGGACACGUCAAGGUUAACUUAUUUUAUUGGUGGUUCUUUCAGCAAAAGAAAUUCGUCCGUACAGGAUUUCACUUCACAGGUUCGUGGAGGGUUUUUGUCUCUGUGUGUGUGUGUGUGCGCUUUUUUCGAGGGAAAACUACUUUGGCGAAAUUGUAAUCGCACGAAAUGGUUUCGCAGUGAUGUUUGUUGGUACAGUAAACGAGAGCUGUACUCAUGUCAGACGCACGUGAAUCGAAGAGAACUUUGAAUGAACGCGUGUCGUGAUUACACACGUGACUUGACGUGACACGUCUCGGCCCGAAUCUGCCAAUUAAUAUUCGUUUCUGCGGUCGCAAAAUGGAGGGACUGAUCAGUGAAUCCAAGAUGAAGGUUCAGGGUCUUGCUUUAGGGUUCAACUAACACCAUUUUGGUCAAUAAACAGUUCACAUCUCAUUAUACAGUCGUGAAGUCAAUAAACUUUAAUAAACCCCCUGCACCUUUAGACGUCGGAGAAAGGCUUUUGAAUAUUCUUCUGUUUUGUCCGUUUAAUUAUCCCAGCAUUAUUUAUCAGGAGAGUCAAUUAUGUUAUUAUUUUGUUUGAUUCUGCAUAAUGCUUUGUUUAACACUAUAUAAAUCCUGUUUUACUUGAAUUUUUCAUUUUUUCUAAAGCAAUAGUGGUUUUUAAGUG
This is a messenger RNA of Ictalurus furcatus (blue catfish), 7601 nucleotides long. RefSeq names its product rho guanine nucleotide exchange factor TIAM1-like. The record is from RefSeq and is a predicted model, not a curated record. Gene Ontology annotation, biological process: activation of GTPase activity; small GTPase-mediated signal transduction; positive regulation of axonogenesis. Gene Ontology annotation, molecular function: guanyl-nucleotide exchange factor activity. The transcript is spliced from 13 exons. The coding region runs from base 1523 to 3373 and encodes 616 amino acids. Lineage: Eukaryota; Metazoa; Chordata; Actinopteri; Siluriformes; Ictaluridae. Gene Ontology annotation, cellular component: plasma membrane; synapse; cytosol.